This is a messenger RNA of Wasmannia auropunctata (little fire ant), 10254 nucleotides long. RefSeq lists its product as uncharacterized. The record is from RefSeq and is a predicted model, not a curated record. The coding region runs from base 626 to 9664 and encodes 3012 amino acids. NCBI's taxonomy places the organism in Eukaryota, Metazoa, Arthropoda, Insecta, Hymenoptera, Formicidae. The transcript is spliced from 9 exons.
ACUCAAAUUUUUUUGUGGACAAUUCCAUCGCAUUAACGCAUCGUCUGUCGGUCGCUAUGUGCACGUUCCAUUAAUGCUAGGGAAUUUUCAGGCCACUGUCGCGGCUUCGCCUGGUAAGUUGGCGUCAGUAUUUAGUAAAUGUUUUACGAUUUGGCAAAAUAUAUUUUCAAAACCGUAAAGCAUAGAUGCUUGCGUAUCGAUCCCGUCUGUCCGAAAGUCAGAUAGGCGAUCAGGCGGCACGAUAUCCCAUCCCGGGUUACGGUCCAUUUGUGCAACACGUGUAAUUCAUUCUCGGGACCGAUUCGCGCACAAGUGUGAGAGGGACAUUGGUUAUGUUCGCUCUGUUCUGGGUGAAAACAAAUUGGGGAGCGAUGUAGCGGUAAGUAGCAGCGAGCUCUGAUCCGCUCUGUUCGCGCCUGUUGUCGCGAAAAAAAAAAACUCUAACGCACGGUGCACUUGCAGCGACGCGAGGCACGCCCGGUUAGCACGCGCGGAGAUUUGUUUCGUCGAUCGACUGCCACGAAAAAGCCCGCAUAAAUGUACGGCGGCGGCGGCGGCGGCGGUAGCAGCAGCAGCAGCAGCAGCAGCAGGUGUAGCAACGUCCCCUGCAAGGAACAUCGGAACAAUGUCCGACGGUUCUAAGAUGGGCCUGUUCGGCUCCAAGGACCGGAAUCAGGAACAGAAAGAGAAAUCUUCCAAGGACAACUCCCCAGCGCGUUAUGCGCCGUACGGCGUUGACAGCGACACCGAGACAUACGACACCGAGGCCCUGAGCAUGAUGGAUAUCAACGACAUCAUCGGCGUGCAGUCCGGCGAGCCGAUCGGCGACUCGACUCUGGAAAGCGAAAUCGCCGCUCUCUCGCAGAUUAUUACGGAAUCGAAGGUGGAGCCGAUUCUGCAGUCGGAGAGCUCGAAGCCGGCGAUGCGGCAGGACUCUUCUCCCGAGAUACCCACUUCGAGCACCGUCUGCAUCGCGAGCGUCGAUGAUUCUAAUGCCGACGAGUUCAGUAUCGUGUCGUCUGAAAAGUAUGCAGGCAGCGAAAUGCGGAAAGAGACGUCUGAACUUACCUGUGAGAAUGAGACACACGCAGAUUCGUCGAUCGUAGAGGAGAGUGUUUUACAGAAUGUGGUAAUGGAUUUUGUGACCAAACGUGAUGAAGCUUCCGACGUAAGUACUAACGAAACAGUUUGUGAUACAUCUGUAGUUUCUACGUCAGAAUUGUCUUCCAAUGACAAGUCGAAUAGUGAGAUUAAUUCCUCGACUGUCACGUCGAACGACGCUUUACAGGGUACUGCCCGGAACGAGCAACGAGUAGACGCCGCUUCUCCCGCGGAUCACGAGAAAAGUGUUGCUGACAAAACGGAGGAUGUAGCUGCCGACAAAACGAUCGACGGUCAGAGCGAAGCCAAAAGCGGUACGAGGCCCGUGGUGACGGUUGGUAACAUUAGCAAGAGUCUGCAAUUGAUAGGAGAGGCAUAUAAUUCUGAAGACUCGGAGGAAACGGAUGUGAACGACAGCGACUCGUCGAAAGAGACUCCGUCGCUUUCUAUUCCUACAGAAACCCCAUUGCCGGAUAUUCCUGCGAAACAGCAUAAGGAAGAUGAUUCUGAGGCAACUGAUAUAUUAGAUCAAACUACUGAAAUCCCUUCAAAGUUAAGUAACACUGCAAGUGCGGCUGUUUCAGAAGAAUUAAAUACGAAAGUGGAAAACGUAGUCAAAAUAGAAGAUUCAAGUAUAACAGAGCCAGAGGACUCUAAUCGAAGUGAAGCGUCGCAACAAGUUUUAGAAAUACAAGGGAACGAUACUGUCUCGAAUAAGGUAGAAGAAAGUAUCGAUAAUGAGACGUCAAGUCGCACACAACAAAGUGAAAAUGACACUGAAAUAAAAAUGGAUACAGCUGAAGGAACAGUAUUAAAACAUCAAUCUUCCAAUGAAACUUCUAAAGAAACUGUAGAUACAUUUGUUGAUACAUCUAUUAUAUCGACAACGGAAAAUACAGAAGAAAGCAUGGAAAGUACUGAAAUAGAGUCAAGUAUAUCGGCUCCUGAAACGGAAAAGCAAGAUAAUUCUACAGUUUCUAGUGACAAAGAACUGCCAGAUACAAGAAAAAUAAAUGAUAAAUGUCCUGUUAUUGAUGAUGCAAAGGAACUUGUAGAAAAUGUACUCGAAUGUGAAGAUAAAGACACCGUUUUGAUAUCUGCAACUGAAACUCAGAAGUCUACCGUACCUGAGAUAUCUGAUAAGAAAUUAGGUAUGCCAGAAGUGACAAGUAAAGAUGAUUCUCAGGAAGCAGAUAUCAAUGAAAGUUCUCAGAUGACAGACGAGGUCGUUUCGAUAACGGAUAAAAUUGAUGAUUCUCAAGAAACGGUUUCUAAACAAGAAGAUGAAAAAACUGCUAUAAUUGCUGAUAGUCAAGAUAAUGUAGAGGCCAAUGCUGAAGAAACACCUGUGCCAAUAGAUAUAUUUCAAACUGCGUCAGAUACAACUAAUAAAGAAUUAAUUUUAAAUGAAGGUACAUCAAUGAGUCAUCCAUCUGUUGAAGAAAAGGAUGCAACGACCAGUGUACGAUCUGCAGAUUUACCAAAUGAAGAAAAUUUAGAUUUGUACUCUGAGAAUUUAAUAAUGCAAAGUGAACCAACGCCUGUUAAUUUUCAUGAUUCUGAAGAAGCAAAUGUUUGCACGAAAGAAGAAAUUCCUGAGCAAACACUCGAGUCUCCAGUUGAAUAUGACAAAUCUGUUACACAAUUUCCGUCUGAGUCAGAAAAAUCUGAAAUUAAUGAUACUGUAUCUAGUAAAUUCGAGGAAUUACAUUCUGCUUUGGUCUCGCAGGAAGAUUCCAGUAACAUAAUUGAAAAUGUAAGCAAGCCUGAGGCUGAAAAAACAGAGGAUGGAGAAGAGAAAAUAUCGGAAGCAAUAUCACCAUCUAAAGCUCAAGAUCAAAUUCCAUCAAUGGAAAAUAAACCAGAGCAAACACUUGAUCGAUCUGAAUCGUGUGUUCAAGAAGAAGUCAGUUCAUCUGUGCAGAUAGACAAUAAAUUAACUUCGGAAAAUGUUAAAUCUGCCAAUGUGUUAUUAAAGAAUGAUACAAAUUCAUCAUCGACUGAAAAUUUGAUUGUGUCAGGAAGUGAUGUAACAGAUGACGCGUGCAAUACAAUACAGAAGGAAGAUAAUGAUAUGGAAAACAUUACUGCUGAGAUAUCAUUGAAGGAGACAGCAAUAAAAGUAUCAGAAUUAGAUGAUACAGAAGUUAAAGAAAUUGAAAAAAAUGAAAAAGAAGAAAGUCAAGAAAUAAGUUUAGAUCUGCAAUCGAUAAUUCCAAAAGUAGAUAUUCAAACAAAUCCAGAGGAUAUCAAUUUACAAGACGAUGGUGAUACGAAACCAUGCGAAAAGACUACAAAAAUACAUAUAUCUACAGAAUCAAAAGAAUCAAUCGAUGUCAAUGUAACGCCGAUAACCGGAGAGAAUGAUGACGUGAAAUCGGUUGUAGAAGAAUCUGUUGAUGCCAAUUUAAAAGAGGUACAGUCAAGCGUUAUUGAUAUCUCUUUGUUACACGAAAGCUCGAACGAAAAGAUGAAUGCCGAAAAGUUAACGGAGAAACUGUCUCAAGAUUCAGAAAGCAUGGAUGCCCCAGCUACUGCUCAAACUGUAGACGCUCUGGAGGGACUUUUGGACAUAUCUCUUAUGCCGGACAGUGAAACAUCUUCGUUAAAAGACAUGAAAACCGAAGAUAAAGCCCUGAUGGAAGAAAUAGUAAAUAAAAAUAUUGAUAUGGAUCUCUUGUUAGAUCAUGCGAAUCAAAGCGAAGCAACCAUGACGCAAAAUUCAGACUACAUAACAAACGUGAUUGCUAGUUGUUUGACAAACAGAGAUAAUGAAAUGAGCGAGGCUGAUAUCAAUAUACCGAGUAAUGAUAAAACUACCGAAAACGAGGAUAGUAGCUUAAAAAUGAACGAAGACGUUAGUAUGGAGCCGGUGAGUGAGACGACGGAUAACGAGAAGAUUGAAGAAUCUCUUGGAACAGAUAGCAGUUUGCAGCCGAGCGAUUUGGACAUGGAUUUCGAGAACAAUCGAUUGGAGUCGGUCGACUUGGAGGAAAGUGAAACGAAGCUGGAGCUGCCGCAGGACAUUCUCGAGGGCGUGAUGCCAAGCGAGAGUCUCUCCCGUCACGCCGACACUCCGUCCGUCAUCGAGAAUUCGCAGUCGAGCUCGGAAAUCUCCGAGUUGGAAUCUGCGGUGAAAUUCUUGCAGGAAUCCGAGGAGCAGACGAUAGACUCUCUGGUGCUCUCGCCGAAAAUGGUGGAGAGCGUCGUCGAGGAUAUAACGAAGCAGGCAAACGCGGAGCUCUACGUGCCCGAUGAGAUGGACAAUUACACGAACGCCGAAUCGGAAUUGGCGCAUCUGAGAGACGUCACCGCCGCGGAUUCUAUCUCUAUCUCGGAAGCCGAGAUCAUAUCGGAGGCUGCUAAGCUGGAGAACGAACGGAAAUUCGCGACGCAGAUGCAGAACGUUCCUAGUAUCGUUGUGAAGGACACCGAAGAAAUAAAUGAGGAGACGUUACAGGAUCACGUGUGUUUGAAGACUUCGUCCGACACGACUUCUGUCGCGGAUAAUUCCUCGAAUGUGCAAACGGCGGAACAGUCGCACGAAGAAAAAGGAACUGUACCCGAUAUUAGACCGAAGAUCGAAGAAAUUUUGUCGAACGAACCUUUGAGAAUACCUAUUCUGAAAGCAUGCGAUCUGAUCCCGAGGAUAUCGAUAUUGGAGGAGCGACUGAAGGUACCGCCAAAGAUCGAGAUACCCGUUCCAGAAUCGGCUAAGAUUCCGGAAUCUUCCAUUAGCCCGAAUGAUAGUCUUCUCAUACCGAAGGACGCGAGAGCUAUCUCGUUCUCGAGGACUUUGGAGUCACCGAAGUCGGCUGAUAAAACCGAGUCGAAGGGCGCUGAGACGCCGCGCAAGGACUCCGAGAAACACUCAGACUUCGAGAACGUCGGUUCGCCGAGGAUAAUCCUGAAGAUCGCUAAGUCGGCGAUCACGGACUGCAGCGAGCCGCGAUCGCCGAAGAGUCCGAAGAUCCGAUCGGCUACGAAUUCGCCUAAUCCGGAGGACAGUCCGGGUCAGAAGUUGGGAAAGAUUAAAUUGAAACUGUCGAAGGGGGGCCAUCCGUCUAUAAUAUCCAACGAGAAUCUGGACGAAGUCAAUCAGUGGCACACCACCGAGAACACAUCGUCAUUAUCUCCUAUCGGCAUGAAGAUCAAGCUGUCCAAAUCCGGCGACGCUUCAAUUGUAGCUACAGAGAAACACGAGAGUCUGGAUGACUCGAAGGAGACGAAAUAUAAAAUCGAAGAGCCGAAGAGAACGGAUUCGCCGAUCGGUAUGAAGCUGAAGGUAUCCAAGUCUGGAGAUGUUUCGAUCAUCUCCGAUUCCAGGCAGCAGGAUACCAAAGAAUCUCUUACGAAGCACAAGGAAAAGUUGGAGAUACCGCAGGGAAGUCCGAAGAGGACAGAAUCGCCAAUUGGAAUGAAGAUCAAGCUCUCCAAGACUGGUGACGCUUCGAUCAUUCAGACCGACAGGCAAGAAUCUUUGGAGGAGCACAAGGAAGUUAUGCAAAAGCGGACCGAUUCUCCAAUUGGCAUGAAAAUUAAACUGUCGAAGACCGGUGACGCUUCUAUCGUAUCGCCGGAUGCUCCUGAAGACUCGUCUACGAAAGUGAAGGAAAAAGACUAUUUGGAACUACCGAAAAGGACCGAGUCUCCAAUCGGAAUGAAGAUAAAGCUGUCCAAGUGCAAAGGCGGCGCAUCUAUUAUUUCUGUAGACAGCACUGAAGACACAAGAGACAAAUUGGAGGUACCCGAUCCACCUAAACGCACUGAGUCGCCACUCGGUAUGAAGAUAAAGUUAUCCAAAACCGGAGAUGCGUCUAUUAUACAUUCUGAGGUCACAGAAGACGUUAAAGAAACGAAAUACAAAGACAAGUCCGAGGUGUUGCAAGACAAAACGUCAGAGACUUCCGGGAUCAAGAUCAAGAUGAAGACAGGCGAAGCAGCGUCGUCGGUAUCGCCGGAUAUUAUUGAAGAGCAAGAUGUAUUCCAAGCCUCCGAAUCAUCCACAGGCAGCAUUCCGAAGAUCAAAGUAUCCAAAUCUGGAGAUACGUCGAUGGUUUCUAAUAAAAUGGAAUCAACAGAAGAUUUGAGAUCACGGGAAAGUCAUCAGGCGGAAGUACCAAAGAGAACGGAAUCUCCACUUGGCAUGAAAAUCAAGCUGUCCAAGAGCGGCGACGCUUCUAUUGUACAGAGCGAGGCUGUCGCUGAAGAGCAUCCAAGUAAGAGUACGCGUGCGUCUGAUGCGGAAUAUUCGAAAGGCAGCGACUCGUCCCUCGGCAUGAAGAUCAAGCUAUUCAAGACAGGUGACGCUUCGGUAGUGGAGACACAAUCGUCCGGUUCUUCCGAGAAGAAGGACAAGCAGCAAAGACGCAAGGACACUGCCGAAUUGCCGCUAGAGAUGAAGAUCAAGCUAUCCAAGACUGGCCAUCCCACUAUCGUGACGUGCGACAGUCACGGCGAGUCCUCCACGCACAAAGGUAAGGAUCCAGUUGCUGUGGAUCCGUCGAUAAAUUUUUCUCAAAGGUAUAUGGAGCAUGCCGCGACGCAUAAGGAGUCGACAUUGAAGAUCCUCAAGACCGGUCACCAUCCGUCCAUUCUGCAGAGCAAUCGGUCUGAGCUGACGAUCGAGCCGGUGCAGAUGCAGAGCAAAAAGCAGCCGGCGGAAAAUGCCCAGCAGCAGAUCGAAAUAUCGCCCAAGCGUAAAGACAUAACAAUCUCGCCGGUCGAGAGCAAGAAGUCCAAGUUGGAGGCGCAGUUCUCGCAGAUCCUGCCGGAGGUCACCAUCCAACCGGUGGUAUGUCGGGAUCAGAAGCAGCAGCAACAGCAGCAGCAGCAGCAGCUGUUGCUCGAUCCGAAAACGAGUCUAAUCAGUCGACAGCAGAUGAACGUGAUCAACCAGGAGAUCAGUAUCACGCAAGUGCGGCCGGAUAACGCGUCCGACAAGUUCAAGGAUAUGCAUUGCAAAAAUUCACCAGGCGGAUUGUCGGAUUGCGAGAUCAUCGAGCAUCGUCCUGAGCUGAUAAUCGUCAACGAGAAUUCCAACUCCAGCCAGGAUGUCGUCAUCAUAGAGGAGGUGCCUAGUAGAAUGACCGAUGUCAAGGUGCCGAAGAAGAGAGGCAGACCGCGAAGGAAUCCCGCGGCGGUGCAACAGCAUCUUCAACAGCAGUCUGCACAAAUGCUGCCGAGGGAUCCUCUGGCCCUGGACGAGGUGCAGCAAGUUCCUCCGCAACAAUUUGAACACAGGGAAAACGAGAGACCUAAGAGAACCUGCAGGAACCAAAAAAGUUACGCUCCACCCAAAAGAGGCAGAGGACGAGGCCGCGGUAAACGGAAACUGGAUAACGUUGAUCCUCAAAUUGGAAAGAAGACUCGUAUAGAGCAAGACUUAUCCGCUAUAGAGGCAUCGACAAUGGCUGUCAUUACUAUCGACGAAACACCAGUACAACAAGACCCGCUUCGAAAAUCAGAGCUGUACAAGGCACUGAAACAACCGCCCAUAGAUCGUAAAGGCAUGAGUUCUGCGUUAAGUCGCAAAGAAGCCGGGAAAAAGGACUCUAAAGCCUCGAACUCUGAGAGCGCGAUGUUAGAUCCGACCAGAUUGCCGGAUGUUGAAGAAGAUCCGAAGGCGUCUACGAGUCAGGACCCGCUGAUUUCGAAGGAUGACGAACAGCAUAAGAAACCGGCCUUAGAAAUCGUUUCUGAGAGGACGCAGAAAUCGGCAGCGAAGCAACAUGCCGAGAAUAAAGGUAAGAUGUCGGACGGGAUUAAGGAGAUACCUAUACCUCCCGGACAUUCGAAUUGGCUGACGCCAACGUCGAAGAAGCAAGCGGAUUCAACGGCCAUCAGAGGUGAAACAGUGUCGACGGUGCAGGUGAUCGACGAAGAAACAAGAAUGAGCGCCGAAUCCGGCUCCAGGUCUCAAACACCGGCUAGAAAUAUACCAGCGCCAUCUUCGGAAACAAUAAUAAAUGAAGAAUCGCAAGGUAGCGUUCUGAGCACUGCCACGACAGAAUCUGAAAAAGUCAAAGUAAAGAACCGAAGGAUGGAGAUUAAUUUUGAUCCCGAUGAAGGACCUUUCACUGUUGAUAAGAUAGCAGAAUACGAAUGGCCACUAGAUCGAAAGGGUGAAACCUUUAUGAUACAAGAACAGAUAUCACAGUAUCUUGGCGUGAAGUCUUUUAAACGUAAAUAUCCUGAUCUCAAACGCAGAGUAGUUGAUAUGGAGGAGAGAAAUUAUUUGAGGGAGAAUGGAUUAGUCAGUGAAGCGAUGUGCGAUAUGGGAUUAACUGCGAUAUGUAGUUCAGAAGUACUAGACGUCAUGUGCAGUGAUUUUCCCGAUCAGUACGAAGAAUAUCGCAAGCAUAUGCGCGAGAAACAAGUUAAGGAACAUUCCAAGAAGCAGAAGGAACUUACGGCGGCGGCGAAUGCGGAGAGAAACAGGAUAGAUCUCGCGGAGAUGGCGAUGCAGUCCGCGUUUACGUGGAACGCUAACUUAAAUAAAGCUCGCAAGGAGCAGCGCAAGUACUGCUUAGAUCUGCAGACUUUCACGAUUCAUCAACCGCAGAAACAGCACAAAGGCGAUUCGGAACACAAAAUGGGUCAUUAUCCUGUUGCUCUGAUACCAGGACAGUAUACCGAUUAUUAUCGGGAAUAUACACCGGCAGAAUUGAGAUAUUAUCCACUGAACACGGUCUUAUAUGGACCCACACGACCUAACGAGCGUAAAAGUGAUAGUCAAUCGGAAGGCUCUCAGAGCGAUAGCGAUAGCGAAUCGUCUUCCGACGACUCAAGUUCAUCCUCCAGCGAAGGUACACAAGAUACAGAAGGAUCUCAAUCGACCAUGGACGAAGUGGACAUGGAAAUCUCGAAUUCAAAGGAUGAUACAAAGUUGAAAUGCAAGAUGUGCCUAAAAGUUCUAAAUAAGCAUAACAAGAACGAAAUAUUAAUCCAAUGUGGUACUUGCAACGGAAACGUUCAUCCAUCCUGUAUAGAUUUAACGUUGGAUAUGGUGCCACACAUUCAAUCAUACGCAUGGCAAUGCACCGAUUGUAAGACAUGUGUACAAUGUCACGAUCCUGCAGACGAAGACAAGAUGCUCUUCUGUGAUAUGUGCGAUCGCGGGUACCAUAUCUAUUGCGUUGGUUUGCGACGAGUACCACAGGGAAGAUGGCAUUGCCAGGAGUGCGCCGUAUGCGCGAAUUGCGGUUCGAGGGAAGCCGGCGGUGCUAAUUCGGACCGAAACAGCGUUGCGCAAUGGCAGCACGAAUAUAAAAAAGGCGAGAAAAAUACUCGAGUAUAUGUCUCGACGCUCUGUGUACCAUGUUCGAAGCUGUGGCGAAAGGGUCGCUAUUGCCCGCACUGCAGUCGCUGUCAUACCGCCCAAAGGCUCGACCUGGAUUCGAAUCUAGUGCAUUGCAGCGCAUGUGACAAGUAUCUGCACUUAGAGUGCGUGGAGACCAAGGGAGUAGUGGUUGACAAGAAAAAUUAUCGAUGUGAUUUCUGUGCACCGUCGACCAGCCAGCACGUGGUGAAGCCUUUAAUGUCGAAGGUGCUCAAAACGUGAAUACGAUUAUUGUAACAUUGCCGCAUGGGAAAAAAAGAAAGCGUGUAUAAUACCAAUGCUAGUGUAUAUUAUAUUAGUAUAUUAAAGUAAAUAAGUUUUUUAUUGAGUGCGUUGAGUGAACAAAUACGCGCAAGAUUUUUCUUCUCGAGUACUUCAUGACAAACGAAUUACAUUGUACAUAUAUAGUUGUGAAAUGAGUCAUUUAAUUUUUAAUUAUGAAUUUUUAACGUAGUGUUUACUGCGAGAUAGGCAAUGUUUAGUAAGAAAAAGACUGAAUGUGUUUAGUUUUUGAUUACGAAUAUGUCAAAAUUACAAAAUAUAUACAGAGUGUCCGAGAAAUCGCGCACUUUCCCUCGAUCGUAUAUUCUUUGGCGAAUUUGAAAUUAAACCUGAUAUAUCAUCAUAAGCUGAGUUAAAUGUGCAUUUUGUAACACUCAUUUUGCAUACAGUAUUUUAAAAAAUUCUUUUGUAAAAUAGAAUUUAUUUAAUGUAAACCGAAAGAGACAAAGCGUUAUUACACGUUUAGAUUUCACAAAUUUAAUUUGUAAAAAUUACAUGGACUUUACAAAAAUAUAAAUGCAGCAUAAAAA